AUGAGAGUGACUGAGGCCAGAGAGGUGAGUGAGGCCAGAGAGGUGAGUGAGGCCAGAGAGGUGAGUGAGGCCAGAGAGGUGAGUGAGGCCAGAGAGGUGAGUGAGGCCAGAGAGGUGAGUGAGGCCAGAGAGGUGAGUGAGGCCAGAGAGGUGAGUGAGGCCAGAGAGGUGAGUGAGGCCAGAGAGGUGAGUGAGGCCAGAGAGGUGAGUGAGGCCAGAGAGGUGAGUGAGGCCAGAGAGGUGAGUGAGGCCAGAGAGGUGAGUGAGGCCAGAGAGGUGAGUGAGGCCAGAGAGGUGAGUGAGGCCAGAGAGGUGAGUGAGGCCAGAGAGGUGAGUGAGGCCAGAGAGUGCCUUGGGACGAAAGGCAGGCCGAUUGCUUUCAUUGCAGAUGGGUCACUGGAAGGGGAGGGUGGGUGGAGGACAUUUUUUGAGACGUCUCAAAAGUGGUAUACUUACACAUGGAUGGAGGAUGGCUUACAGGAAGGUGAGGGAGGAGAGACAGCUGACGGCGGUGGGUUUUGA
Closterium sp. NIES-65 is the source of this 522-nucleotide messenger RNA. The record is from the annotation of a GenBank genome assembly. Lineage: Eukaryota; Viridiplantae; Streptophyta; Zygnematophyceae; Desmidiales; Closteriaceae.